AUGCCUUUCACCGCCUCAGACAUCUGCAAGAUCAUCUUCGCCGUCAUCCUGCCUCCUCUGGGUGUCUUCCUGGAGCGCGGAUGUGGUGCCGACGUGCUCAUCAACAUCUGUUUGACCAUCCUGGGUUACAUUCCUGGUAUCAUCCAUGCCCUAUUGUCUCGGAUAGCCAUCUAUCCUCUCAUCUGCAUCAGGUCUUGCCGCAGUAUGCUUUUAGCCUGUGGGGGAUGGCGAAGUAGUGUUCUCCUCGUUGCUUCCGUAUUUGUUGGCCUCGCCCAGAUAGCUGUCGCCGAUUGCAAGUCUUCAGGGAACGACCAGUGGCUCGCCCGAGAUAUCCCCAGCUGCGCGCUAUCCUGUGUCAAGCAUUUCAUCCAAUCCGAAUUCAACACCGGAUCUUGCUGCGAUGGCACAUCGCGCUCCUGUCUCUGUCGAACCAAUAGCACGAGUGGGCUCACCCUGGGGGAAGUGGCACUGGCCUGUACAUACGGAUCUUGCUCGGAUGAUACCAUUGACAACGUCACGUCUAAGGUGUAUACCAUAUGUAAUGAUGUGAAUGGAGCGCUCCCUGAAACGCACGCGACUAUCACUGCAACGAGAGUGCCAGAAAUUGCAUCAAUCUCUAGCCCCCUUGUCACUUCAUCGCCUCUUACAGCCACCCGGCCUUCAAUUACUUCAUCGCCUCCAACUACCAAGCCUUUGACAUGGACAUCCCAAACCACUCUUGCCACAAGUACUUGGGUCAGCAACACCCAGAUUAUCCCGCCUGUUACAACAUUCUCGACGCCAGCUAUCCCAAGCCCCACAACAUCUUUGGCAAACAACACCUCGACAGCAGCGUCUUCCGCCUCUGCCACUGCGCCGCCUUCAUCAUCUGGUCUAGGUUCGUCUGCCGUCAUCGGGAUAUCGGUGGCAUCCGGAGUUUCUGCCAUUUUCUUGGUCUCAGUCGCAGUAUUUCUGUGCGGGAAAGAACUGAGACGUCGCAAGCUACAUGCGCAGGCCAACGAGGGGUUUGAGAUUGGAGGCGACAUGAGUGAGCCUCCCGAUUUCUACUCGCGCAUGUCGCCAAACCCACCGCAUCCAUUUCCUACACUAGGAGGAGGCGCGGUCUCAGUGAACUCCGGUCCAAACUUCCACCAAUUCCCCACGCAGCCGGUCGCUCGAAAUGGACCGCUCCAAAUAAUCACCCCUACGCAGGGGAUCGGGAUUGGGGGUGCUGGCUUCACUCCGAAGAUGGAUUACGAGGACUCGCCCCAAAGUCAAACUUCGCAGCAUACGCUGUCUCAGCUGCUUCCUAGCAAUCCAACCACACAAGGACUGUUCCCGGAGCCUUUGACUAUCAUCCGCUACGGUCCACAGUUACAACCGCGCCUGCGCCCAUCGAGCGAGGCAACGAUGAUUGAUGAGGAAGGCGCACGGCAGAAGAGCGUCUUUGGGCCGCCUCUUGAUCAGCCACAAUCCCAUGCUCGGCAAGUCUCGGAUGGUGCGCCGAAUGGGCGACGCCCUGUAGGGCUUCCAGCGAACCCUCGACCAACGAUACGCCCUGUCGGAGGGAGGGGAAAAGAACACACAUUGCGCAUGGGCGGCAAGCUUUACAGGUGGGAAACACCUGACGAUGUUGGAUUACCGCCAACUCCACCUCCAAAGAGUGAUGGCAGCAUUCAAGUGGGACGUGCUGUCACGAGAUACUCUACCUCUCUCCAAGGGCCUCGUUCAUCUCCUGUCAAACCUGGUACGGGCAACAUGCAACUACAAAGGAAUUUCUCUAGACUUGGAAGCGGUCUUCGCUCCAUGAGCCGGAUCUCACGGACACUUGAAGAACCGAACGCAGCCUCCCACUCUAGAGAGAGAGACCCGCCUGUUGAAAACAAUGAGAUAGUAGGAUAUAAUGAUGAUGAUGAAUACCACAGGCUGGGGCGCUCUCCUGUGAAAUAUCCGACAAUGCCUCGUUCUGCCGCCGUGGCCCCGGUUGCAGAAGCGCUGCCUGCGCCGCGAGCAGCCCUCUUGUACGAGAGAUCACAGCCAGACGGUUCGAGCGGUUCACCUGUCAAAGGCCUCUUCAACAUACCGCUCAUCAUAGAUUCUCCUUCGCGGUCUCGAUCCAGCAGCCCUAGUGGUUUGCUGGCGAAAAGACGUGGCGAGAGAAUGGCUGAGAGGAUGGAAAGCCAAUUUCGCAUUGGCGUCCAGAAUACUCAGGGGCUGCCCACACAGCAAACUCGAGGACGUCCGAGGUGGAACGUUCGAAAAGUCGGCCCAGAUCCAGUAUCUGUGGCUGGAUCAAUCACUCCUGGGACACCCCAGGAUGGAACCAAACCGCCUCAGAAACAUAACAUUACUCCUACACGAAGAGGCGAAGACCUCUACCUGAGUGUCGACUAA
Talaromyces rugulosus is the source of this 2373-nucleotide messenger RNA. RefSeq lists its product as uncharacterized. The record is from RefSeq and is a predicted model, not a curated record. Gene Ontology annotation, cellular component: membrane. The transcript is spliced from 4 exons. Bases 1 to 2373 code for a protein of 790 amino acids. Lineage: Eukaryota; Fungi; Ascomycota; Eurotiomycetes; Eurotiales; Trichocomaceae.